Molecule: messenger RNA, 903 nt
Organism: Prorocentrum cordatum
Lineage: Eukaryota; Dinophyceae; Prorocentrales; Prorocentraceae
Source: the annotation of a GenBank genome assembly
GCAGCCGCUGGACAGCCCCCAGGUGCCGCCGCGUGCUGCGCCCGCUAUUCCCAGCAGGUCGGAGCGAGCGGGCAUGGCGGACGCUGCGUCCAGCCGAGUGGCGGGCACGAUCCUGCCCGCGCCCACGCUGGCCAAUGGAGGCUUCCCGCCGCACCUGAAGGUGAUCCGCCAGCUCGGCUCGGGGUCCUACGGCUCGGUGCACCUGUGCGAGGACACGCGCACUGGCAACCAGGUGGCCGUGAAGCACGUGAAGAAGGCCCCGUCGCACGGCAAGAGCAUGCUGCGGGAGAUCAAGCUGCUAGCCCGCCUGCGACACGACAACCUGCUGUGCCUGCUGGACCUCCCGGCGGUGCCCUCGAGAGACUUCGAGGACAUCUUCCUGGUGUUGCCGUACAUGCCCGCGGACCUCCACAAGGUCAUUCAUUCCAAGAGCCAGAGCCUGAGCGACAAGCACGUACAGGUCAUCAUCACGCAGAUCCUCCGGGCCUUGGAACACCUGCACGCUGCUGGCGUCGCUCACCGUGACCUGAAGCCCGCGAACGUGCUGAUCUCGCACGACUGCAAGGUGAAGAUCUGCGAUUUCGGCCUGGCGCGCGGGGACAUGCAGCUGGACGCGGAGGCGGACGAGCCCGACCAGGUACAGGGCGUCCUCACCGAGUACGUGGUCACACGAUGGUACCGCGCACCCGAGGUCAUGCUGCUGCCGAAGCAGUACACCUCCGCCGUGGACGUCUGGUCCGUCGGGUGCAUCCUCGGCGAGAUCUUGCUCCGCAAGGCGAUGUUCCAGGGCAAGAACCAUGUUGACAUGGUCUGCAAGUUUGCGGAGACCCUCGGCACGCCGUCCGAGAAUGAACUCGAGUGGCUCCCGCAAGACACGGACGCUUAUCGCUUUGUCAAGAAGGU